AUGUCAUCAGAAGAUACUCCAACACCAAAUCUUUUUCUCGAUGAAUUUCCAGAUGUAGCUGCAUUUAAAGAUACUGCAUGUUCAAUGGUAGUGAAAUUAAUACGCUCAUCAAACGAUCUAUCACGUUCAAGUGAUCAUGAUUUUUUGAUGAGUUUUGCUCCACUUCGUCGUCGAAUGGAUACAGUUGCUGAAAAAGUUUUGCAAAAUAUGCAUUCUUUGUUACAACAACAAAAUUUAAGUCGUGAUCUGGGUAUUACAUCAUGGAAAGAAGCUGACCGUGAUGAUAAAAUAGAAAAAUUGAUCGACAUUAAUGAUAUUCUAUUUGAACGAAUUUCUUCAUCGCUCGAUGAAGCAGCAGGAUUAAAAAAAAAUUCGUCAGAAGUAAAGGCACUUAUUCCAUCGAUUCGAAAUGUUGCUGCAACAUGGAAUAGAGAAGUUGGAUUUAUUUUACAAGAAAACAUACCUUCAUUUAAACAACAAAAUAAACGAAAUUCAAGUACAUUUUCAAUUAAUCAUCAGCAAACAAAAAAUAUUCCGAAACCGCAAAUAAAAUUUACUGAUAAGGUCGACAAUAACCCUCAAAUACCAUUUAUUCCUAAACUUCGAACAAAACCAAAUGCUAUAGUUCCAUUAGCAAUGAUGUUAUCACAAUUCGAUGCUCGACCAUUUGAUAUGCUUCUAUUAGAUCGGCAUCCAGAAGUUUUACAACAUCCAUACUUCGAUGAAAUCGAAGCAUUUGAACCAAAUGACAACUUGUUAAAAGAAGUUACUCCACAGCUACCAAAAUCACUUGAUGAAACAAAAUACUUGUAUGUUGAUACGUCUGAUAAACUUAAAACAAUGAAUGAUCAUAUUGAAAAUCAAUCGGAGUUAGCAAUCGAUUUAGAACAUCAUUCUUAUCGUUCAUACCAAGGUUUUACAUGUUUAAUGCAAAUCUCAUCACGCACUGAAGAUUUUCUAAUUGAUACAAUUGCAUUACGAGAUGAAUUACAUAUUCUAAAUAAUAUUUUCACAAAUCCAAAUAUUGUUAAAGUUUUUCAUGGUGCCGAUUCUGAUAUUGAAUGGCUACAAAAAGAUUUUGGUCUUUAUAUUGUGAAUAUGUUUGAUACACAUCAAGCAUCGCGAGAACUUAAUUUACCAGCAUUUUCACUUGCUUAUCUAUUAAAAUCAUAUUGUGAUAUUGAUGCUAAUAAACAAUUUCAAGUAGCCGAUUGGAGAAUAAGACCUUUCCCAGAAGAAUAUCUUCGUUAUGCUCGAGAAGAUACACAUUAUCUUCUUUAUAUUUAUGAUUUAUUACGUAAUAAUUUAUUACAGAAGAGUCGUCAGUUUCUUAAUACUGUUUAUGAAAGAUCGAAGAUGAUCUGUCAAAAGCUCUAUAAAAAACCAUAUUUUGAUGAAGAUGCAUAUCAAAAUAUUUACAUAAAAUCUCGUAAAACAUUUAAUGUUCGACAAUUAGCUGCAUUGAAAUCUUUGUAUUAUUGGCGUGAUAGAAUUGCUCGUCAUGAAGAUGAAUCAACUGGAUAUGUCCUACCAAAUCAUAUGCUACUUCAAAUCGCAGAAAUUCUUCCAAGAGAAUCUCAAGGUAUUCGUGCUUGUUGCAAUCCAGUACCAGUCCUUGUUCAACAUAAUUUACAUGACAUACAUCAAAUUAUUUUGCAAGCUCGGGAUAUACCAUUGAUCGAAGAGCCAAAAGAACAUCAAAUAGCUCCAUUAACAUUACCUGUAUUAUAUGAUCCGGAAAAUGUUCUCAACUGCCCACAUGAUACGUCACAUCAAAGAGAGCCUCAACUUUUAACGAAUGUUAAUUCGACUAAAAUUCUUUCUAACGAUCUUUCAUCUAUUCUCGAUGAAACAUUUAUUGAAGAAUCCAACAAACGUGAUACAUUAAAUGAUUCAUCAUUACCAAUUCAAAUUAAAACACAGCUAUUACCAGUAUCAAAAAUUCGAUGGAAUAAAUCGACGAACAUAUUCGACAUGUAUAUGCCUGAAUCUUAUCGAACUGGAUCUCUGAUUAAAACAAAGUCAAUAUGGCAAGUUUAUUAUCCUGAUCGAGAUCCAUCAAUUAUCAGAAAAUCUGCUCAACAUGAUGCUAAUAAUCAAAAUGGUGAUGGUAUUCGGAAAGAAAAAUCGACUGAUGAUAUUGAAGUUAUUAUGCUUAAUAAACAAUCUGCAACAAAACGUAAAAGAAAAACAACGAAUGAUGAAAAUAAUAGUAAUAAAAUGAAAAAUAAAAAAUAUCGACGUGGUUGUGUUGCUGAUGAAGUACCAUCAACAAUUAAAUUAGAUAGUGACGAAGAUGAAGAAGAACCAGGAGAAAUUAUUGAUGAUGAGUAUCAACAAAAACAUGCAACAUUUCAACCUUACAAUUAUAAGGUUAUGAAUGAAGAUCAAAUUCUUUCAAAAAAAAAAUUUAAACGACCAGCCGACGAUGAAGAUAUCUACGAACCAAAUCGCCCGACAAGAUCUACAAAAGCCAGAGCCCCAAAACGACCUGGUGGCCAACAAACAAAUAAAUCGAUGUCAUAUCCAUUUCCAAAAAAGACAUAA
This is a messenger RNA of Rotaria socialis, 2547 nucleotides long. NCBI's taxonomy places the organism in Eukaryota, Metazoa, Rotifera, Eurotatoria, Philodinida, Philodinidae. The record is from the annotation of a GenBank genome assembly.